This is a messenger RNA of Macrosiphum euphorbiae (potato aphid), 591 nucleotides long. The record is from the annotation of a GenBank genome assembly. NCBI's taxonomy places the organism in Eukaryota, Metazoa, Arthropoda, Insecta, Hemiptera, Aphididae.
AUGGAUAUAAAAACAAUAUAUGAAAAUAAUGAUGCUUCUGAAAGAUCAAAAAAAAUUAAAGAAUUAAAGGAAUUACUUGAUACAUGUAUUGAGAAAGGAAACAUUGAAAUCGAUUCAGUGUUUGAUGAUCACAAUUAUUACAAAGCUUCAGCCGUAGAUUGUGUGAUCUAUUAUGUUUGUGGCUAUAUAACUAGGAAACUAGCUAAACGUUAUAAGUGUGAAGAAUGUACAACAUAUUUCAAUAGUUCAACAGAAGCAUCUGCAAAUCCUGUAGCUGCAUUAACAAACAUAAAAUCCAAAGGCUGGUUAUUACAUCCUUACCAUAGUUUAUUUGAGUUUAUUAGGUAUAUAGAAGAUCUAUUUAACCAGUACUGUAAAUAUUCUGACGUUUUUGAAUUAAUUGUCAACCACAUAACUGAAAAUAAUAAACAGUUUUGGUUUUCAUGCUCCCUGCAUAAAACAGAUGUUAUGUCUGAUAUAAUUACAUAUUACAUUACAAUGCGUAUGCGGCGGUAUUCAGUUUUUCAAAAUAGAGAGCAAAACAAAUUGAGUUCUAAGAAAAAAAAAUUGUCAAAACUAGUCAACACUUAA